UGAGGAGGAGGAGGAGGGAAGAUGGCGACCUCAAACAAUCCGCGGAAAUUCAGUGAAAAAAUUGCCCUGCACAACCAGAAGCAGGCAGAGGAGACGGCCGCUUUCGAGGAGGUCAUGAAGGACCUGAGCAUCACCCGGGCUGCACGGUUACAGCUACAGAAGACCCAAUAUUUGCAGUUGGGACAGAGCCGUGGUCAGUACUAUGGAGGGUCUCUGCCAAACGUCAAUCAGAUUGGGAGCAGUGCCAUUGACCUGCCUUUUCAGACUCCAUUUCAGUCUUCUGGAUUAGACACCAGCAGGACAACUCGACAUCAUGGGUUGGUGGACAGAGUAUAUCGUGACCGAAAUCGCCUCGGAUCACCUCACAGAAGGCCUUUAUCGGUGGACAAACAUGGACGGCAAAUAGAUAGCUGUCCAUAUGGAUCUGUGUAUUUGUCACCUCCGCCGGACACUAGUUGGAGAAGGACCAAUUCAGAUUCCGCAUUACAUCAAAGUACAAUGAACCCUAGUCAGCAAGAGACUUUCAGUGGCAGCUCCCAAGAUGCCCAUCAGAAACGAGUCUUGCUAUUAACAGUCCCAGGAAUGGAAGAUAAUUCUUCAGAUGUGGAUAAAUCGAUAAACAAGCAAGGAUGGGAUGCAAAGAAGACAGGAUCUUCAAGGCCUAAAUCAUGUGAAGUUCCUGGAAUAAACAUUUAUCCAUCAACUGACCAAGAGAACACUACAAGCCUAAUCCCUGGUGCACAUAACACAGGCGGUUCAUUACCUGACCUGACAAACAUCCACUUUCCUUCUCCGUUGCCUAUCCCGUUAGAUCCUGAGGAGUCCACCUUCCCCACCUUGAGUAACUCCAAUAGCACUGGAAAUCUAGCAUCCAAUUUAACUCACCUGGGCAUCGGUUCUGCAAGUUCAGGUAUGACAACAACGCAAGGAACAGUCACAGGGUCAUCACAGCAACGGCAGCCCCCUGUAAAUCCACUGACAUUAAAUUCAGACUCCAGAAGGCAACAGCCCCAACAGAUGUCUCCAACAAUAUCCCCUCUUUCACCUCUUACUCAGGCUGUGGCAAUGGACGCAUUAUCUCUCGAGCAGCAGUUACCACCCUACGCCUUUUUUACACAGCAAAGUUCGCAGCAGCAAACUCAAGUGCCAAGCGGCCUGUCUCAGAAUUCCUCGUUAAUGCAAGGUUCUGGUUUGCAACGAGGAUCCCAGCUCCCUCCCCUAACCGUCACAAUAGCAACUACCAUCCCACAGUCACCCCCAGGAAAUCAGAGUCCAUCAGCGUUGGCUAUAGAUAUCAACUCGGCCUCCCUCCAGCAGUACCGCAGUAAUGCUGGAUCCCCAGCCAACCAGUCUCCCACUUCUCCUGUCUCCAAUCAAGGCUUCUCUCCAGGCAGCUCCCCUCAACAUUCAAUCCUCGGAAGUGUGUUUGGAGACUCUUAUUAUGACCAACAGAUGACUGCACGGCAGACUAAUGCUCUAUCUCACCAGCUUGAACAGUUUAAUAUGAUAGAAAAUGCUAUUAGCUCAAACAGCCUCUACAGCCCAUGCUCAACCCUCAACUACUCUCAGGCAGCCAUGAUGGGACUAACAAGUAGCCACAGCAGCUUGCACGACUCACAGCAUCUUAAUUAUUCCAGCCAUGGCAACAUCCCCAACAUCAUCCUCACAGUAACGGGAGAGUCUCCGCCUAGUUUAUCAAAGGAAUUGACCAACUCAUUGGCGGGUGUGGGAGAUGUGAGUUUUGAUUCAGAUUCUCAAUUUCCCUUGGAUGAACUGAAAAUUGAUCCUUUGACACUGGAUGGGCUGCAUAUGCUUAAUGACCCAGAUAUGGUCCUCACUGACCCUGCCACAGAAGAUACUUUCAGGAUGGACCGAUUGUAGAGUGAAUAUGCCAUACAAAGAAAUAUAAUGCUGCCCAUUCCCCAGCUGAGCAUAAAAAGUUCAGGGGGUCAGUCAUGUCUAAGGCGAUUGCUGAGAUGUGUUGCGCUGUGAUAUACAAUGAGUAAUAACUUGUUGUCCUAAGCUUGCAAUGCUAAGAAUCCCUCAUUGUGCGCCAUGUUUUUAUCUUAAUCCACUCGCUUCACCCUAAGGAAGAAGGAUUAGACCUGAAAUUGUCCCAUUUGCCUCCAAAAUUACAACAUGCAGUUAUCCAUUAGGAAUUCACACUGGAUGUUCUUUUUGCUUAUUUUUUUCAUCUAUUGUAUGGCCUCAGCAGAAUCAUGUAUGUGACAUCAAGCCUGUCAACUCUUCCAAAGACCAACAGGCCACAGUCUGUUACCUGGAUAUUUAAAUAUGUCUUUUUAUGCAGAUGGAUAAUAACCCGUCUCUAAACCUUCUAUGCCUAAAAAACAUCCAGCCUUCCCUGAAAGAGCUGCCACACAUCCAGAAUCUGAUAAGCAAAUGAAAAUUAAAAUGGAGCACGGGAAAUGUUUGCAGCUCUGUCUCUUGGUUGCUAAUUGUAUGAAUAUUAUUCUUAUUGUUUGCUGUCUUUGUUAAUGGUUAUUUGUAACCAAGUUGCUGCCCGAAAGUCUAGCAACUGUAAGUUUAGUAAAUGACUUAUUUGUA
Messenger RNA from Spea bombifrons (plains spadefoot toad), 2565 nucleotides. It is a transcript of the gene CRTC1, whose product is annotated as CREB regulated transcription coactivator 1. The transcript is spliced from 14 exons. Lineage: Eukaryota; Metazoa; Chordata; Amphibia; Anura; Pelobatidae. Gene Ontology annotation, biological process: protein homotetramerization; positive regulation of transcription by RNA polymerase II. Gene Ontology annotation, molecular function: cAMP response element binding protein binding. The coding region runs from base 22 to 1881 and encodes 619 amino acids. The record is from RefSeq and is a predicted model, not a curated record. Gene Ontology annotation, cellular component: nucleus; cytoplasm.